AUGUUGAGAUCAUCCAUACGCUCCCUCUCCUCCUCAGCUCCUCGCCUCGACUUCGCCAGAAUGCAAUUGUUCGGUGUUGUCGGUAAAGUUGUUCAAAGAGAACUGAGAGACAACGUUCCAUUCUUGACUUACUCCCUCGCUGUUAAUAGAUUUGUUGGCGGUAGAGAUGACAAGACCCGCGUCACCGACUGGUACAAUGUGUCUGUGUUCGAGGAAAAACAGGUUCAAUUCUUCGAGAACCACCUUGGUCCUGGCGCCACUUUGAUUGUGGAUGCCGACGUCACCCAAAGACAGGUUGUCGAUGACAGCGGCGAGGGCAAGCAGAUUUACACCACUUUGAAGCAGCGCAAGUUCGAUGUGGUUCGUUUCCCAGCCAAGAAGCAUGAUGGCGAGGAGGAGAUUGUUGAGGAGAGCGCCUGA
Australozyma saopauloensis is the source of this 420-nucleotide messenger RNA. It is a transcript of the gene RIM1, whose product is annotated as Rim1p. NCBI's taxonomy places the organism in Eukaryota, Fungi, Ascomycota, Pichiomycetes, Serinales, Metschnikowiaceae. The transcript has a single exon. The coding region runs from base 1 to 420 and encodes 139 amino acids. The record is from RefSeq and is a predicted model, not a curated record. Gene Ontology annotation, molecular function: single-stranded DNA binding.